This is a messenger RNA of Ilex paraguariensis (yerba mate), 860 nucleotides long. Lineage: Eukaryota; Viridiplantae; Streptophyta; Magnoliopsida; Aquifoliales; Aquifoliaceae. The record is from the annotation of a GenBank genome assembly.
GGAUUCCGAAGUGAAAUAUUUUUGAAAAUAAAAAUUUUAGCAGUCAUUGAUUAUUGGAUUAUGAAUGAUUAUGAUAUAUGUGUAUCUGUAUAUCUGGUAUUUUUUUAUUUGGUGAUAUUGUGAUGUGAAUUGUUAGAAUUAAGAUAAGAAUGAGUUAGAUCUAAAUUGUAUAGCUUUUGCUUUUUACCAUUGAGAAUAUAUACUGUGAAUUUCUGAACACAAUGCAGUAAUUGAGUGACUUGCCCUAGAUAUGUUUGUUCAAUGAAAUGAUGACUUUAGUUUUUUUCUCUGUGUCAUUCCUUUAAUGAAGAUCCUGCUCUACAUUUAACAAAGUCAAGUGCCAGCCAAUUGAUUCUGAUCUACCCGUUUGGAUACUCUUUAUGAGAGUCAAUUGGCAACUUUAUCUGGUGUAAAAUACCAUACAAUUAAGCAUUUGUUGCUAUCACAUAAGAAUCAACACCCAAAUCUUUCAACAACCAAAUCUGGUUUCAGUCUGUCUACUUGAGAGUUGUUGGGAAUUCACAAUGGCGGAUGGCAGUCCUAGAACUGAUACUUCGACUGAUGCAGAUACUGAAGAUAAGAAUUUUCAUAGUAAUGGGUCACUGGCGAUUGCGGAUUAUGAUGGCAGCGAAAAGUCCAGAGAUCAAAAGAUGCUUCGGAGGCUUGCUCAAAAUCGUGAAGCUGCAAGAAAAAGCCGUUUAAGAAAAAAGGCUUAUGUCCAACAGUUAGAGAGCAGCAGAAUGAAGCUGACCCAACUUGAACAGGAACUCCAACGAGCUCGGCAGCAGGGCAUCUUUAUUUCAAGUUCAGGAGAUCAAUCUCAAUCCAAUAGUGGAAAUGGUAUGACAGUCUUCUUUUGA